AUGGUGACUAUAAACGAAUUCCUUGUCGGCGAGAUCGUCUCGGCCACGUUGGUCUGCAUCAUCACGCAGCUUUUCAUCGGCUCAUUCCUGAGAAACCGCUCUCGGAAGCUCCCCCCAGGGCCGAGAGGGUGGCCGAUCAUCGGGGCGCUGCCUCUUCUCGGAACCAUGCCCCAUGUAACCCUAGCAAAAAUGGCCAAAAGGUACGGGCCAGUUAUGUACCUGAAGAUGGGCACCUGCGACAUGGUGGUGGCGUCGACCCCGGAUGCAGCUCGGGCAUUCCUGAAAACCCUAGACAUGAAUUUCUCAAACCGCCCACCGAACGCCGGCGCGACCCACAUGGCGUAUAAUUCUCAAGACAUGGUUUUUGCCGAUUACGGGCCAAGAUGGAAGUUGCUUAGGAAGCUGAGCAGCCUCCACAUGCUUGGUGGCAAGGCCCUCGACGAGUGGACUGACGUCCGGGCGGCCGAGCUUGGCCACAUGCUCCGAGCGAUGCAGGAAUCAAGUGGGCAGGGCCAGCCGGUGGUGGUGCCGGAGAUGUUGACCUAUGCCAUGGCCAACAUGAUCGGCCAAGUGAUACUGAGCCGCCGCGUGUUCGUGACGAAAGGGUCCGAGUCGAACGAGUUCAAGGACAUGGUGGUGGAACUCAUGACCUCCGGAGGCUACUUCAACAUCGGCGACUUCGUACCGUCGAUCGCCUGGAUGGAUUUGCAAGGGAUUGAAGGAGGAAUGAAGCGGCUGCACAAGAAAUUCGAUGCCUUGUUAACGAGGAUGAUCGAGGAACAUAUGGCCACGGCUCAUGAACGUGAAGGCAAGCCAGAUUUCCUCGACAUUUUGAUGACUAAUUGUCAAGAGAACAAUACCGGGAGCGAGACACUCAAUUCGACCAAUGUUAAGGCUCUUCUAUUGAAUUUGUUCACGGCGGGCACGGACACUUCGUCUAGCGUGAUAGAAUGGGCGCUGGCCGAGAUGCUGAAGAACCCCAGCAUCUUUCGACGGGCGCACGAGGAGAUGGAUCGAGUCAUCGGCAGGCAACGGCGGCUUCGAGAGUCCGACCUUCCAGGACUCCCGUACCUACGAGCCAUCUGCAAGGAAUCCUUCCGGAAGCAUCCGUCGACGCCCCUGAACCUGCCCCGCGUCUCAGCCGAGCCGUGCCUAGUGAAUGGGUACUACAUACCCGGGAACACCAGGCUCAGCGUGAACAUAUGGGCGAUCGGGAGAGACCCCGAUGUGUGGGAGGACCCUCUCGAGUUCGUCCCCGAGAGGUUCCUCUUGGAGAAGCACGCGAAGGUCGACGCGCACGGGGGCAGCUUCGAGCUGAUGCCGUUCGGGGCCGGAAGAAGGGUUUGCGCCGGGGCGAGGAUGGGAGUGGUGAUGGUUGAGUACAUUUUGGGGACCUUGGUGCACUCCUUUGAAUGGGGACUACCAAAUGGAGUCGACGAGCUAAACAUGGAUGAGACUUUUGGUCUAGCACUGCAAAAAUCUGUGCCGCUCUCGGCUCUCGUUAGCCCUAGACUCUUGCCCAGUGCAUAUACUUAA
Molecule: messenger RNA, 1536 nt
Organism: Eucalyptus grandis
Lineage: Eukaryota; Viridiplantae; Streptophyta; Magnoliopsida; Myrtales; Myrtaceae
Product: flavonoid 3',5'-hydroxylase 2
Exons: 2
Coding region: 1-1536 (511 amino acids)
Molecular function (GO): iron ion binding; heme binding; oxidoreductase activity, acting on paired donors, with incorporation or reduction of molecular oxygen
Source: RefSeq, a predicted model, not a curated record